Molecule: messenger RNA, 2271 nt
Organism: Rasamsonia emersonii CBS 393.64
Lineage: Eukaryota; Fungi; Ascomycota; Eurotiomycetes; Eurotiales; Trichocomaceae
Product: Sulfate transporter
Exons: 4
Coding region: 1-2271 (756 amino acids)
Biological process (GO): transmembrane transport
Cellular component (GO): membrane
Molecular function (GO): sulfate transmembrane transporter activity
Source: RefSeq, a predicted model, not a curated record
AUGUCGAGUUCGAACCCGGGAAACUCGCCUCGUCCGGAUGAGCGCCGGUCGUUGCGAGAUCGUAUUGCCGACAUCCUGCGUCCCACUUCUCCGUUGUCGUGGACGCCAGUUUCCAACAAUACUGGACAGGCGGGAAGAUCGUCUUACUUCGGUCAUGCUCAGGAGCCUGAUGACAGGAGUCGACUGCUGGAAGACUAUGACCGAAGGGACUCCGUCUGCGGCUUGAGGGAGUGCAAUCAUGGAACAUUCUCCCCACGAGCCGAACAGCAUGACUCUGAUUCUUCUCACGGGACGGGGUUUCCCUGGGGCUUUAGGACCCCACGGGGGAUCGCUUCUGGGGUUCACACGCCGACAACAGAUGGCGUCUCUGUAACUAAGAGGCUGGCUCUGGAGCACGGUGUGAAGCAUCACCGGACUAUGUACCUAUCUUAUUAUGUCCCAUUUGUCAAUUGGAUAACCCAAUACCGAUGGUCUUUUGUCCGGGGCGAUCUGAUUGCUGCUGUGACCGUCGCAUCGAUAUACAUUCCCACGGCUCUGUCACUGUCCGCGAACCUUGCUCAUGCACCUCCCAUCAACGGACUUUAUUCUUUUAUCAUUAACCCGCUUAUCUACGCGAUCCUGGGCAGCAGUCAACAGCUCAUCGUUGGUCCGGAGGCUGCAGGAUCUCUCCUCGUCGGGUCCGUUGUCAAAUCAAGUGUAGAGCGAGGCCAUGCGGAAGAGGAUGAUGAUGUGGCACAUGCACGGGUGGUGGGGAUUGUGACAGGCCUGUCAGGCGCAAUGAUACUGAUCGCCGGAUUAACUCGACUGGGAUUUCUGGACAACGUCCUUAGCCGGCCUUUCUUGCGAGGCUUCAUCACGGCCAUCGGAGUUGUAAUCUGUGUGGAUCAAUUGAUCCCGGAGAUGGGGCUGGCAGAGAAAGCAAAAGAUGUCAGUCACAGCAGCACUGCCGAGAAGCUCGUAUUCCUGGUUAAAAAUGGGAAGGACGCUCAUGGUCUGACGACCGCUGUAGCGUUUGGCAGUUUCGCCAUCAUCAUGUUGUUCAGAACUCUGAAGAAGACACUUCAGAAACGAUAUCCUCAAGUUGCAUAUUUCCCGGAUCGGCUUCUCGUGGUCGUCUUGUCAGCUAUCCUGACGUGGAAAAUGGGUUGGGACAAGCAAGGUCUAGAAAUAUUGGGGUCUGUUAAGCCGGGGAAGGGCGAUGGCAAUGGACUAUUGGCGUUCCGAUGGCCAUUCGUCCUUAGCCACAUGAAGCACGUUCGUAAUGCAAUGGGAACCUCGUUCGUUAUCGCGAUUCUUGGAUUCUUUGAGUCGUCGGUUGCUGCCAAGGGUCUGGGUGACGGGGCUCGUGACGGCAUAAAGGCAGCCCCAGUUUCCGCGAAUCGUGAGAUGGUAGCCUUGGGUGUGGCCAAUGUGGCUGGAGGUUGCUUCAUGGCGCUUCCUGCCUUUGGGGGGUAUGCAAGAAGCAAGGUGAACUCCUCCACUGGUGGCCGCACUCAGAUGAGCAGCAUCUUCCUAAGUAUAAUUACAUUUAUUGUGGUUGUGUUCCUCUUGCCAUACUUAUAUUAUCUUCCAAAAGCAGUCCUCUGUGCGAUGAUAUCAGUGGUCGCCUAUUCUUUGAUUGAAGAGUGUCCUCACGACGUGCGAUUCUUUAUUCGAGUGCGCGGGUGGUCAGAGCUAACCCUGAUGACCCUUAUCUUUCUGGCAACGAUAUUUUAUUCUCUUACUCUGGGCAUCGCGCUCGGGUGUGGUCUUUCAGUCCUUCGGGUCAUCCGGCAUGCCACGCAGCCACGGAUCCAAAUUCUGGGGAAGGUUUCUGGCACCUCGAACCAGUUUGAAAACGCGGAGCUCCAUCCGGAAAAAGUCGAAUUCAUCGAGGGUUGUCUGAUUGUCAAGAUUCCCGAACCGCUUACAUUCGCCAACACAGGUGAUUUGAAGAACCGUCUUCGCCGCCUUGAAUUCUACGGAACCCCUCGGGCCCACCCUGCGCUUCCGAGAGUCCGGCCAGAGGAGAGGGAUAAGAAUGUCAUCUUCGAUGUCCAUGGCGUCACCAGCAUCGAUGCAUCUGGGACUCAGGUUCUGCUUGAGAUUGUCCAGGCGUAUGUCAAUCGCGGCGUGAGGGUGUUCUUCUGCCGUCUCCCGUCUCUUGACAGCGACGUGUUCCAGAAGUUUGAACGCAGUGGUAUUGUCGAAUGCUGUGGGGGCAUGAGGCAUUUCGUACCCAGUGUGGACGAAGCUCUGAGGUUGACCGAGCUGGAGGAUAUUGAGGCUUAA